Molecule: messenger RNA, 663 nt
Organism: Enterobius vermicularis (human pinworm)
Lineage: Eukaryota; Metazoa; Nematoda; Chromadorea; Rhabditida; Oxyuridae
Source: the annotation of a GenBank genome assembly
AUGGCGGAUGAAAAAGAACCUGAAAUGGAGGAAGAUUUAUCAACGUUACUAGACAGUGCGCUUGCAGAUUUUAGUAAGCCAAAAAAUACUGAUGAUGAACUGGAUUCACUGAUGGCAAAAAUGGAUGCUGAAGCAAUGGAAAAAGCUGCACAAAAUUUUGACAAGUCAAUACAAAAAAAGAAACAAAAUUUUGCUGCAUAUUCAGAUACUGCUAACCUCGACAAGGUAAAUCCUUUAAAUUACUGUUGGUUUUUAUUUAUUCUGCUUAUCUCCAAUGAUCCUACUUGGCUGUCUGUUAUGGAACUCGCCAAAACAUUAUUUGCAAAGGAUUUUAUGUAUGCACCUGUGAAGCAGAUACACGUAGCACAAUUCUAUUUUUACAGGUAUAUGGCUGGUCAUCCGAAACUUGAAGAUGAAGUGAAACAGAAUUAUGAGAAACAGAUCGACAUUUUAUCUCGUAUUUGUAAGGUUUACGAGGAGGACCAAGGCGAUGAUGAAAGUUUUUGCAAGAUAUGUAAUUUAAUAAUGGAAUUCCAGUCUUACGGUUAUCCACCUGAUGAAAUUGUGGGUGCCAUGCCACCCGGCUGGUCAAUAGAUCAACUUUCCGGAGUACCUCGUGUUGAUGACAUAUCAAAAGCGGCAGAUGCAUGUAGUUUAAUGUAA